AUGCCCUGGCGGCCGCUACCUCGCAUCGCAUUCGCUGUCGCUAUAUACCCCUUCAAUCCCUCCUCCCCCGCGGACCUACCAUUGGAGCUCGGCGAUGAACUGUACAUAAUUGAACAAGGCGGCACAGAUGGCGAAUGGUGUCGCGGAUAUCUUGUCGCGCCUCCCUCGCUGCUAGCAGGCUUGUCCAGCACCAAAGGCCAGACUCUCGAGGCCCGAGUGUUCUCGGGCGUCUUCCCACGAAACUGCGUGGAGAUUCGCGAAGUGCUGGGCGAAGGCGAGGGAUACAAGGCUUUGCUGAAUGGAGAUCGCACAAGCAUGGAUCGCUUGACCCUGUCAGGCUCGGACGGGGAGUUUCUGGCGCGAAACAGCUUUGCCCUGUCUGGCGAUUUCACGGGUGAAGUGUCGGAUGUUAUUUUCGCGAAAAAGGGCAAGCCCGCUCAAAUCGUGAUUCACAAGACCGACGACCCCGCCCUGUCAAGUCCGCGCUCCAUGCAGACAUGGCGGACGGGUUCAAUUCCUCACACCCCGGUGUCGUUUACUCCCCGCGACCCUGAUGCGCCGAAGCCUGCGGCGCCUGUUCCAAUGCUCAAAAUUGGCGACGAAACACCCACUUCCUUGACGGAGCCCUUGGUCGAUGAAAUCGCAUCAUGUCUGCGUGAAUGGCAUUCAACGAAUUUACAUGAACUGCUGCUGGACCGAAAGUAUGAUGUGCUGGAAAAGAUGAGCGGCAUGGUGCAGGAAUUGGACUUUGCAAGAAGACAGCUAUUACACAAUGUUCUCACUGGACAGGAGAAAGAAAUAUUGCGGAACGAAACCGUAUGGAAACUCGUCAAGGCAAACAAGAUGCUCAGCGGGAACGUAAUUGUUCGCGAUCCAGAACAACGGGGCCGUCUGCUCACAGGAGACGACUCGGGAAUCCAACUUGCAAAGCUCCAGUCAGAGAUGAGCAUGCUUGAAUCCAAUCCUGUCACAACCUCCGAUGCUACGGCCCUUCACCACCUGCUCCUUGAGAUCAACGCGGUAUCAGGGAACUCUCCGGGCCCCACAACUAUCGCAAUUCAGUUAUAUUCGCAGUCAGAUGCUGGCGUCCUCGGUCCGUUAUCCGAGACCUUUAGCCUGGAUAUCCCAUCACCGGAUAAAUUUAUCAACAUGAGCCAGAGCAGCAAGCUGAAAACACUAUUUACCGAAUUGGCUGCUACGGAUAUCGGCGAUGGGUCCUCCAACGGCCGACAGCUAUACCUUGUGGCAUGGGUUCGCGCCUCGGAGACACGCUCUGCGCCUGAUCCCACACCCAUGCCAAGACCAUCCGUUUCGAGGGAAAGCCCGACCCCAGUCAAGUCCCCAACGAACGGUGGCAUCCAGCCCUCUGCCAAGGGCAGUUUGAAAACGCGACGGAGCAUGAUGUGGACGCCUAAGCAGCGUGGGCCAAGCUCGGACAACAUAGGCAGGCCGAACGUUCAGGGUAUUCCAAGAACCUCGAGCAGCUCCUCGAGCUUCAAGGAGCCAGCUCCCACCCAACCUGUCCCGACAAAGGAGAUUUCUGCGAUUCGCACUGUCGGCGUUGGAGUUUUGGAAAUCUCCCAGAUUCUCCGACAGGAACGAGACGGAGAGCAGGUGAUCAAUGUCUGGUCACCUCGUCGAGAAGGCGAAGACGGGGAUGGAAUGGCAGAUGGCUUUGACAAGUUGGUUCGGACAUUACUUCCCAGUCCGACAGGGCGCUAUGUGCGCGCAGAUCAUGCUGCGCGCCUUCACCUUCACCUACGUCCCUUCGUCAGUGCGGAUCCUGAUGCCUUGAUCCGACAAAAUCCCACUAUCCUGCAUGACGUUGUUCAGACACAGCGCAUCGGUUUCUCAAAGGCACCCACUCGCACAAGAUCAGACAUCUACGUCACACUCUCCCAGGCUGUCUUCCCGACAGACGCUCUCCUCUCCCAUCCGCUGGCCGGUCAACUCCCUCUGCAAGUCACCUCGGGUCUUAAUAACCUCCAGCUUACCCUUGAGGUGCGUGAUGCACAAGGAGCGCGGAUAGAUCGCUGUGUCUUCCCUUCGUCCGCCAACACUUCGAACACAGCGUGGCGAACUACGCUCACCCAGCGAGGAUCGCCAUGGAACCAGACUAUCCGCCUCAAAAUCCCCACGGAGAAGAUUCCUGGGUCUCAUAUGGUGAUGAGUAUUGCGGAUGCACCAGAGUUCCCUUUUGCGCUUGCUUGGAUGCCUCUCUGGGAUCAACAGGCUUUCAUCAAGGACGGUCGUCACUCUCUCUUAUUGCAUGCUUAUGACAAGCAAACGUCCAGCAUUGAGAACGGAAAAGGCGCUUACUUGAACCUUCCCUGGAGUUCACUUGGCAAGAAUGAGUCUGCCAAGGAUGAAGCCUUGACUGGCCCCUUGGCCACACUGCAGUUGGAAACACAUCUUUGCAGCACCGAGUACUCUCAAGAUCAAGUGAUCUUAAGUCUCUUGAAUUGGCGUGAGCGGCCCGUCGAUGAAGUUUUGGAUACCCUCAAGCGCUUGCUCUUCGUUCCAGAGAUCGAGAUCGUCAAGCAACUGAAUGGCGUGUUUGAUGCAUUGUUCGGAAUCUUGGUUGAGAAUGCCGGCAAUGAAGAAUACGAAAACUUGAUUUUCAACAACCUGGUCACUGUCCUUGGGAUUGUCCACGACCGACGCUACAAUUUGGGGCCGCUUGUCGACAGCUACGCUGAUAACCAGUUCAACUUCCCCUUCGUCACACCAUGCCUCAUCCGCAGCUACCUGCGCCUUUUGAAUGGUGCUACCGAUGGCCAACAAUCCCGCAGCUUACGUGCCGCCUUCAAGGUGGGACGUCACCUGCUGAAGUUCAUCAUCAAGGCCCGUGAACAACAACAGGCGAAGGAAGAAGGCAUCGGUAUCACCAAGGUGCAAUCCACAUUCAAUAGAGAUAUGCAUACCAUCUUCAAGUCGAUGGAGACAUUGAUGAAAAACAACUCGCCGGCUUUGGUGGGUAGCAAAACGCUGAUUGUUCAGCACAUUCAUACUUGGCUCCCCGAACUCUCCAAGGUCUUGGGCCGAGACGAAUUGAUUAUGAUCGCACUGAGCUUUAUGGAUUCAUGUAAAGACGUGACAGGAAUGCUCAUUCUUUACAAGCUGGUUCUCAUUCAAAAUUAUACCCAAUUUGAGCUGUUUGCAUCGGGUGAAGAAAGGAAAACCCUGAUCAACAGUUGCAUCGGUUGGCUGGCUCCAUACUGGGGCCCAACCCCUACCGUAUCGGAUCUGUACCGCGAUCAGGUGCGCUUGAGCAGCUCCAUCGUGGCUCAGUUGCUCAGUCAACCUGAUCCCCUGCUCUAUGGGUUCAUGCCGAGUAUCGUUGCUUCUUAUUGUGCUAUCUCCGCAGAAGGGGUUGAUGAGUCUGAGUAUCUGUCCUUACUGUUCAGCAAGGCAUUCCCAUUCCAGAUGAAAACCGCAACUGCUCCCCAGAGAUUCGAUGAGUCGUUGGUUGAACUCUCUGCUCUCAUCGCCGCUAUAGCUAAGAUUGCGUCUCCCAAGCUACCUUCAUUGAAAGAGCUGGAGCUUGCCACCUUUGUCGGGCAAACCUUCGAGGCUCAUAACUCUAUCUUGGAUUGUGAGGCUUACCCAGAGACUUGGUUCAGCAUGCAUGUUUACAACCACCGCGCGACUGUCAAAAGCCUUGAACAUAUUGCCUUGUUAUUGAUUGAUAGGCUCCUGCCGGCACCCGAUGAUGCCGACACUUUUGAUACCAAGCUAUGGGAAUCAUUCUUCACCACCUUGCUCAAGGUUAUUUCCAGCGAUGUUCUUGCGCUGGAGACCUUCCCCGAGCAGAAGCGCCGAGCAGUGUGGAAGAUCGCCGGUGAUGUCCGCGAGCAGGGUGCCGAGCUGUUACAGUCUACCUGGGAGGCCAUUGGCUGGGAGACUACUGAUGAGGAGAGAGAGCGGUUUAAUCUUAAGAGAUUGGGUGGCUAUCAGGUCCAAUAUGUUCCGGGCUUGGUUCCCCCUAUCAUCGGCCUGUGUCUCAGUGUGCACGAAGGUUUGCGCCAUGUUGCUGUCCAGAUAAUGCAAACUAUGAUUCUCAGUGAAUGGGAUCUGAACCAAGACAUCUCCAUCAUCGAGACGGAGAUAAUUUCCAGCCUCGACAGUCUCUUCAAGUCAAAGAUGAUGAACGAGAGCGUCAGCCAGAAGAUCUUCAUUGCUGAACUGCUGGAUCUAUUUGAGAGUGACACAGCCUCUGAUGAUCUCUUGUUAAAUGCAGUGAGGAGUCUCGUUGGAACAGUUGAUGAACUCCUGGAUCUGCUAGUGGCUUCGCAAAAUGGAGUCUCUAUCCAAUCUCUUCAUGCCCUGAAACUGAUGGAAUAUAUGAAGGACAUGGGCCGUGAGGAUAUCUUCAUUCGCUAUGUCCACGAACUAGCCGAAGCUCAGGCCGCAGCAGGCAACUUCACCGAGGCUGGUCUUGCUCUUCAAUUCCAUGCCGACCUCUACGAAUGGGAUCUCACCAAGACUCUACCGGAGUUGCUCACCCCCGCGUUCCCUGUCCAGAGUGCGUUUGAGCGCAGAGAAGCAUUGUACUUCUCUGUCAUCUCACACUUCGAGAACGCCAUGGCCUGGGCCCCUGCAUUAGUUUGCUACAAGGAACUUGCGGCACACUAUGAGCACACAACCAUGGACUUUGCAAAGCUCUCUCGGGCCCAGAGCUCCAUGGCUCGAAUCUAUGACUCCAUCUCCAAGGGCGGCAAGCAGUUGCCGCGCUACUUCCGUGUCAUCUACAAGGGUCUUGGCUUCCCUCCCAGCCUUCGUGAUAAAGAAUUCGUCUUUGAGGCAGCACCGACCGAACGCAUGGCUGCAUUUGUUGAUCGCAUGCAGCGCGAACAUCCUAUGGCGCAGGUCAUGUCUUCGGGCGAAAUUCCUGAUUACGAAGGCCAGUUCCUGCAAAUCAGUGCCGUCAGUGCUCACCGCGACGUGUCUCAUCCUGUAUACCAACGGGCCAAGGUACCAUACUCUGUUCGCGAACAUCUAUUGAUGUCAGAUCCCUCGCGUUUCUCCUCCACAUCACGACGCCACACUGGUAGCUCGGAUGUGCGUGAGCAGUACGUUGAGAAAUUCGUCUUCACGGUUUCAGAGGCUUUCCCCAACAUCCUUCGUCGCAGCGAGAUUGUCUCUGCUCAAGAGAUCUCUUUGUCGCCCUUGCAGACGGCGAUCGAACGAACGUGGCGCAAGACUCAGGAGCUUCAGCUAAUUGAGCGUCGCGCUGCUUCGGGUGAGGAUUCUGGUCUGUCGAAUUUGACAGAGGCCCUGGAGCAACUCCUCGAGCACAGAUCCCCAUCAUCUAACUGCGUGGCUCUAUACCGCGUAUUCCUCUCUGAUGCGGAACUGGCACGGAACAAGCGACUUGAAGGGGUGGACGAAAACGCUGAGAUCGGAGAGCCUGAGCCUGAGCCCGUGGAUCCAAUGGAGACCGCACUCUCUGUGGCACUUGUUGAUCACGCGUUGGCCAUUAAACACGCCCUGUCUCUCUACCAGCGUCCCGCUCAGCAAGCCACCCAAGCCGAGCUCCUCCGACGAUUCGAGGACGUCUUCGAGCCCGAGUUGGGCUCCAUCGCCCCCGCCCCAGUUGAGUACUCGUCACCAACACCAACCCAGACCGCUCGCCAAUCACCCGUCGGUGACGUCCGCCGACUCCCCAUCCAACGCACCGUCAGCAGCGAGCAAGAUGCGACUCGCCGCAACGCGCACACGCGCAAACGCUCCGACCGACAAUCCGUCAGCCACCGCAUUAGCAUCAUCAACCCCUUCAAGCGCCACGGCGGGUCCAACUCCAUCUUCACCAUUCAGCCCGACAAGACCCAAACACCCGGCGAGGAAGAGAUCGAUGAUGACACGGCCACCAUCCACAGCCGCACCACCAGCCACUCCCGCGGUGGUCGUAGCGAAAAACGUCGCAGCUUCUUCGGCGACAAAGGCUACAAGCACGGUUCCUCCCCUUCCGUGGCCCAGGAAUCCCAGACCUCCUUGAAGAUCCGCAACCCGUCCCGGGACCCUUCGCACGACAGUCGCAGUCGUGCAGACUCGCAGCAGCGACACCCGAGCACGGGUGAGCGGGCACCUCCCAGCGCCAGCGGUGGAUGGUCGACCCUCCCGCCUACGCGUGACUAUUCCCGACCUGCUACGCGCGACAGUAAUCCUGUGACGAUGACGACGACCAAUGGCACGGCGCCUUUGUCGCCAGUCAGCAAUAACAGUUCUGGCAAUGGUGGGAUGCGGGACUCGAUGUUCCGUCGGUUCAGUCUCCUCAAGGGCAAGGGGGUGGGAAGGAAAAAUAGCCGGAUGGAUAUCAAAUCCCUGCCCGAGGAGUGA
Messenger RNA from Penicillium olsonii, 6339 nucleotides. The record is from the annotation of a GenBank genome assembly. NCBI's taxonomy places the organism in Eukaryota, Fungi, Ascomycota, Eurotiomycetes, Eurotiales, Aspergillaceae.